Messenger RNA from Plasmodium gallinaceum, 279 nucleotides. RefSeq names its product fam-i protein, fragment. The annotation marks the transcript as partial. NCBI's taxonomy places the organism in Eukaryota, Apicomplexa, Aconoidasida, Haemosporida, Plasmodiidae. The record is from RefSeq and is a predicted model, not a curated record. The transcript has a single exon.
AUGGAUCUUAAUUUAAGUGAUGCUAUUAAUAUUGAUUCUAAUAAGAGACUAAAUGAGGGAGAUUCAACUACAGGUUUCACUCAUAGGACAAUAAAAGAUGCAACUGUUACAAAACGAGAAAAUCCAUUACACAAUUGUUUUUUGAAAUUACGAGAUGCCAUUAAAAAACCAUCUAAAGAUAUAAAUUUGGAUUCAGCUACAUCAAAAAAUCUUCUUCAUAAAAAGUCGUUAAGUAUUUUUCAAUUAGUUAUCAUUAUUAUUUCUUUCCUUCGUUUUGCG